GGUGCCGACCAAUUUUAGGAUUAAGUCGGAGUUCCAACCUAUCCAAGGUUGUCGCUAGUCUCCAUUGACCAAUUUUUUGUGGUUUUCUCUGUAUAUGUAUAUAUAAAUGUUUUAUUUUUUUUUUUUUUUUGACAUCCUCUGUUUUCUUCUCUGUGUAGCGGGAUUGCGGUUCACGUUGACGCGCGAGGAGCGAUGUCGCAUAGCUAGGAUUACAGGUUGCUCGAGGAACCACAAUCUUCUUGACCUUUGCUUGCUCACCAAUUGGGAGUUGUUGGUCAACUUGAAAUUGACUCGUGCCCCUGAUCCCGUUAUCGGUAACAAGGCCAACCGCGAUGCAUUUGACAAAGCCAUGGAUUGCAUGGAACUGCAGAACUUUCUUGAGGGCAUGUAUGCCGCUGGACUGAUUGCUCGGCAAACCGUCGUUGACCCUCAAACUCAGGAGCUGAUCCAAUUAGAGGUUGACAUGGUGAUGCCAAUGCCUCAUCAUUCCCAUCUUGCCGUCGCUGGUCAUACCGUGGUACAGUCCGAGUCUCAAGAGUAUCGUGAGGCUGCUGGCAGGAGCAAGGCCAAUGCUACUCCAAAGAAGACCAAGGAGAGAGUGGCUACCCAGCCGCGUGGGCCCCAGAGGGAGAGGACGGUGUCGCCGAAGGAGCCCGUUAUUAUUGCGGGUUUGGAGCCUUAG
Molecule: messenger RNA, 682 nt
Organism: Rosa chinensis
Lineage: Eukaryota; Viridiplantae; Streptophyta; Magnoliopsida; Rosales; Rosaceae
Exons: 2
Coding region: 107-682 (191 amino acids)
Source: RefSeq, a predicted model, not a curated record